This is a messenger RNA of Fimicolochytrium jonesii, 450 nucleotides long. RefSeq lists its product as uncharacterized. Gene Ontology annotation, cellular component: mediator complex. Lineage: Eukaryota; Fungi; Chytridiomycota; Chytridiomycetes; Spizellomycetales; Powellomycetaceae. The transcript is spliced from 3 exons. The coding region runs from base 1 to 450 and encodes 149 amino acids. The record is from RefSeq and is a predicted model, not a curated record. Gene Ontology annotation, molecular function: transcription coregulator activity. Gene Ontology annotation, biological process: regulation of transcription by RNA polymerase II.
AUGUCACUAGCACCUUCAUCGUCAGCGCCCACAUCGUCCGCCAACGCCACGGAAGCCUCGCUCAAUGCCCGUCUCGACGCGGACAUUGACGUGCUUCUGAAAAGUCUGACGCAAAUAAUCGCUUCCGGCACUUUACGGCAACCAGUCCCGGUGGGCGACGCAGGAGGGGAAAUGGAGGCCAAGGACCGGUACCGGAUAGCGCAGGAGCGUCAGGCGAUGGAAGGCGCAGCGGCUAACAUCGUAACCGCAACCCAAUCCCUCCUGACGCUAACAACAGAACUGAAGCAAGCGCUGCAGCUGGCAGAUCUGCACAUGCUCAACAGCACGAUGCGCGCGCGGCUGGCGGUAGUGCGCGAGACGAGAAGGGUGAACAAGGCUGAGCUUGGACGAUUUGCGGAGGAGCUUGGGGGGCUUGUUGGGGAGAUAGAGCAUGCGUUGGCGGGGGUCUGA